CAUCAGCUGAUUGAACAGCCUCAGCAGGUUGACUGGAUAUUUCAGUCAUGGCCAAGAGUCCUGGUCUCCUGCGUCAUGGCUGCCUGAGUCCUGAAGGGAUCCUGAGGGAGAUCCAGAUCAACUUGCUGGAGUGCAAAGUCUGCUUCGAGAUGUUCAGCACUCAGCAGAGGGAGCGCAGGCCUCAGAACCUUUCCUGUGGCCAUGUACUUUGUCUGGAAUGCAUCACGGCUUUGUCCCACCCUCUCCUGAGGAAGCUGGAGUGCCCGUUCUGUCGACAGCUGUGCAGUGUUGACAGCACCUCCCACUGCCAGGUUCUCAGUGACCUACAGGAGCUUCUGUUGUCUCAGAGUCCAACAUCUGCCGCUGCUCCUCCUCGCUGGGCAAGAGGAGGCCACGUUCUGACCGCGGGUCUGACAUGCGCGGGUCUGACAUGCGCGGCUCUGCACCUGCACACUACAUUUGGCGGGUGGGGGACUCUUAUCAACCCCACAGGGAUAGCUGCUUUGGGGUCUUCGGGAACAAUAGUGGUAGUGCACGAUGGAGAGAAGAGGAUGGUCGUUUUCAAUCUUCAGGGAAGGAAGCUGCACAGUUUUGGGAGACAAGGAAAAGGCCCCGGGGAGAUCUGUUACGCUGUGGACGUCGCAGUUAGUCCCAGCGGUUACGUGGUGGUGACUGAUGCAGGGGAUGGAGCCAUGAAAGUUUUCACUUCCAGGGGGAAUCACGUCAUGACGAUCGGCGAUUCCUUCCAGCUGCCUUGGGGGGUGGACAUGGACAGCUGCGGGCACAUCCUGGUCUCAGACGUCCAGGCUGGCACGCUGUCCCAGGUGAAAGUGGACUAUAGUCGCGGUGUCAUCGUGGAGCACCGCACAGUCAUUUCAGAGCUCCAGUCUCCCAAAGCUGUGGCCUACUGCGCCGCCACUGGGAACACCGCAGUGAUGGAGCAUCCAACCGAGGACGCACAUCCAACAGACAAGCACCAGUACAGGAGGCUCAAAGUGUUUAGCAAAGACUUCAACCUGCUUUACCAGACGGACAGUUUCAGCCUGACCCUGCAGUCCACAGUGAGGUUGAACAUGUCAGGCGUGGCAUUUGACGGAGAUGGAGACUUGAUUGUGACCGACUCCGAUCAGGGGAUGAUUUACAGUUUGGGGAAGCUCCAGAACGGCCCAGUCUUGACCCCUCUCGUGGGAGACCAGCUGAUCCGGCCCGUUGGACUGGUGUUACUGAACAACCUCCUCAUCGCACUGGAUGGCGGUGACCACACAGUGAAGAUUUAUUCUGCUAAAUCUGAUAGCGGACCCACGAAAUAGCUUCUGUACCAUAUGAAGAAACCCAGCGGAGGGAGCUGAAGUCCUAAUCACUGUUUAAGAUGGCAUACUAGACUAAAUGAAAAAUGAUGCAGUCAUGUCAAGCUGCCGUUGAUGUGAUGUUGUUAUUGUCCAAUAAAAUAAAAUAAAAUAAAAUA
Molecule: messenger RNA, 1465 nt
Organism: Mugil cephalus (flathead mullet)
Lineage: Eukaryota; Metazoa; Chordata; Actinopteri; Mugiliformes; Mugilidae
Product: E3 ubiquitin-protein ligase NHLRC1-like
Exons: 1
Coding region: 48-1310 (420 amino acids)
Biological process (GO): negative regulation of translation; protein polyubiquitination; proteasome-mediated ubiquitin-dependent protein catabolic process
Molecular function (GO): translation repressor activity; protein binding; ubiquitin protein ligase activity
Source: RefSeq, a predicted model, not a curated record